AUGAGCCAACCAUGGCUCGACAGUCUGUCCGACGACUGGCCCUCGAUGCCAGCCUCGCCGACAAGUCCUGCACCAACUCCACCAACUCAACCAUUGGCCUCGUCUCCAAGGGCCAGUUUGCCCGGAACCCCGAGUCGCAUUCCAGUGCCCGCGCGGCGUUCCGAAAAACAAUCCCCGGGGGACAAGAAGAAGGUGACCCGGCCCUGUCACUUCCACAGAAAAGAGCCUCCAACCCCAAAGACUCCCCGUACCCCCAAGACACCGAAACCGCGAUCGCCGGCCCCCGAUAAGUCCAAACCCAACACACCUAGGACCAAGGAAAGCCCCAGGCGCGUCUCCGCUGCGGUUCGCAAACCUUCAGCGAUGGACCAUCGAUCCCCACUACGAUCCGUCUCGAACGUCUCAAACGCCUCGAAAUCGUCGGAAGUUCAGAGUAAUAGUACCGUUCAGAUCAAAACGAAGAAAGGAACAAAAGACACACAGGAGGGCACACCGGAAUGGCGCAGGCGCUUACUGCGGGGGGAAAUCGAGGCGGGCGAACAACGAGAUUUGUUCGCGCCCAUGGGACUGGAAAGUGUUUUCAAGCCACCGCCUCAGAGCUCAUUGACACAAGACUCGAUUCCAUUUUCGAAGCAGGACGAUCAGCUGUGGGAUUUCACCGACAACACUUCGCGACAAGAUAGAGACGAGGCGGAAAAACAAGAUCAACAAUCCGAGCCAGAACCAGAGCGCGUCGACAGUGAAGACGAGGGCGGAAACCACACUGAAUCGGCGUCAGGGACUGUAAAUCGCGCGCCGUGGGGAGAAGAUGCGACGCAGGACGCGACACAGGACCCAGAAGGGUACUCACAAGGGAAUACACAACUACGGACGGCGAGUGGAUUGGAAGAUCUUCGUAACGAAGGCAUCACGCCCAUCACAUUCACCCGAAACAAUACAGUUGACGGCACUAAGACGUCCGAAGUCAUCAAAUCUGCGCUGAAGCAGGUCACCAACAAAUUGGAAAGUUUGUCUAUCGAAAACGACAGCCGCCCAGAGUCCCCAGCAAGCGACAGCUUCCUCUUCUACAAUCACAGUGAACCUCGUCCCGACGCGUCACCCCGCGACGACAGUUUACUAGACGUGACCAGCCACUCUCUCCCUCAAGAUUUGUCGAUGGGAACAGUCGACUUCCACCGACGUGGAAACCGCUCUUUCCCUCGUCGAUUUUCACCAUCGCCCUUCCCUUCACACCGUCUCUCCCCCGCAACCCUCGCCAACUCCAAAAUUCGCAGUUCUCCCCUCUUCAAUCCUCCUCACCGGACAGGCUCUCCUGCCCUACCUCGCCCAUCUUCAUCUCACGUUCGACCAUCCACAGCUGGGGACACAGAAGGGAGAGACGGAAAUAUGCCAUCUUCAGGAAGUCCACUGAAGUUGUUCGGUGACCAUGAUACAUUCACGAAUAACCGAUUGCUUCGGCGCAUGAGUCAAUUCGAGGAGAGCUUCAGCGACACAUCGGAAGGAGAAGAACCACCAUCGCCGUCCGAGGAAGCGCGAAGAAAGGGCGAAAAUCGAAGCUUCUUGACUGCGAGAAAUGAACCAUUGGGCGAGAUUUCACCGAGACGUAAUGAACGCCACGGAUCUCGGAAUAAUGGACAUCGUAUAAGUCAAUUCGGCGGUGGCGAGUUGGACAAGUUCGACUUCUCAGAUGCCAGCCCCUACGAACACAAAUUGAUCUAUGAUGAGGCCGCAGGAUUCGGAUCUCGACCUACAUCAAGGAAAAGAUCAUCAACUCGAAAUUAUCUCCGUGGCUCAUCUGCACAGCAUAGCUUAUAUCAUUACAGCAGAACAGCCAGCUCUGGAUUCACGCGAAAACCAUCUGCCUGGGUUCGUCAGGAUUUCUUCGACGAUAUAAGACCAGCCACUCGACCGGGCAACAAGGAGAAUAUGCCUCCUGAUGUCAAACGAGUACCCAAGGCCCCUGGGAUGGACCCAACUCCGAAGCGGCGUCGAACAAUUAUGCGAAAGAACAGCGUCGAGCCGAACUGGGAGAACGGAGACUCACCCCCAAAGUAUGGUGACAGCAUGUCACUGUUACAGAGAAGCCUAAUGCAACAAGGCGUGCAGAUUGGUAAUAGUGACUAUCUUGCUCCCCCUGGCUUUUCCCAAUCGAUGCAGCGACCACGUACACCGACCCCAAGUCAAAUACGAAAUGCUGCCGAAGCGAGCCUUAUGGCGCAUAGAAGGUUCUCCGAGUCCAAUUUCGAUAACACAGACUAUUCGGACUCAUUCUCACUCGAUGGUGAUGUCCCCCUUGUCAAAAUUACUGGCACCAGUGAUACUUCACGAAAGGGGUCAAUCACCACCCAAGACUAUCUCAACGAAGCCACGAAGAUCAUGGACUUGAUCCGAUCAAAAGGUCGGGGUGCAACUGGUCUGACCAGCGUUCAAGAGUCUGACGUGGACAGCGAAGGCGACGAGCUUGACCUGAGCUACGAAGAUGAAUCCACCCGCGAGGCAUUCUCUCGCCCACCAAGCCGCGAUGGAACAGAUCUUCGCAAAAUUAGGGAGCCCAAGGAACUGAAUCCGUUGAUUUUGAGCCAUCUUAAAAAGUACCAGGAGCGCGAUGAUCGGGAAUUCGAUGGCGAAAUGUCACUCCCUGGCCGGCCAGAAAGUCGGAUUGACCUUGAUUCUCCAAACUCGCAGAAUAUUCGCAUCCAAGGACCGAGGAAGCGCAAGACCAGUGGCAUGGCCGAUGACACGGCCGAAAACAUUGCUCAAGACUUGAUGACUAUCAACACCCAAAUGUCCGGUUUCAGUGUCAGCUCGGCACCAACAGGAUCCUCACAGAACUCCCAAGUGAAGGGGAUGUUGGCCUCUGAUCUGGUAUCCCACCUCAUCCCCAAUGAAGUCAAUGGGUUCAAAUAUGAUCGUCGUAGGAAUCAAUGGGUCAAAGACGGAGUCGAAGAACCUCAGCCUCCAUCCGAACCCGAGCAAGGCGAAGAUCCUUUCAGAGAUAUUCCAGAUUUGAGUGUGGAUGAGCUACAAGAGAUGAUGAGAGUACAUGGUCUCAGCUCUCCUACAAAGAGCACGACCGGCGACCAACAAGAUGCCAGUGCCCGCAGGUCCCCCACAAAGAUAGAUGUUCGACCACAUACAAGGGAUGGCGCUCCGUCUCUCAACGGAAGCUCCAUUCGGUCGAGAAAGACACGAUUCACCUCGAGUGUCCCCAACACUGGCACCAGAACGACAUCAUGGGAGACGAAUGAGAUUGAAACACAAAACCACUCUGGGCAAGAUAGUUCUCAAGAACACGGCCAGGGGUCUGUGUCUUCAAAGGCGUCUCGAUCUCAAGGAAAACAAGCACGUGUUGCCACUGUCAACCUAUCAUCGGAUACUGCACAGGCUACCUCCGAAGGGGAAUCCGCCAAUACUGAACGGGAUCCAGCCUCUCAGGAUCACGUCUACCAGGGAAUUCCACCUCCCGAAGAGUCUAUUCAGUCCGAUAAUGAAAAUGAUUCGAUCCGGUCUUCUGUUCCUCCAACUGGACGACAAACCUCCGUUGCUGGACAGCCCUUUAUUCGACGUCCCAUUUCGAGAAUCGAAGAAAGAAACGAGGAUACUGUUGAUGACCAAAGCCUUGUUCGCACAAAUCAGUCACUUUCCGUCAGUGAGACACCUGCUCGCAAUGGGGCAGAGCAAUCCUUGAUGCCAAUCCAGAGCGCUGGACCCGACACAAGCUACAGCUUCCACCUCAGCCCCCUCGCAGACUUUUCGGUCAACCAGGGUGAUCGAGCUCUGAAUCUUGAGAUGAGCUAUGUGGCUCAACGAACAAAUCCGUCUUCCCUGCGCCAAGUGCACGGCACAUUUGCAUUGGCGACUGGAGAUCUGAUCAAGCAUAUUACUGAUGUAGAGCCAUAUGAGCCUUACUGGGAGCAUGUGCGUCGCCUUGUUUUGCGGCAGAAGGGAUUGAUUACUUUACAUAAGCUCAAUGAGUUCUGCCCACGGUUAGAGGAAUUGGAUGUUUCCGAUAACGACAUCGGUCAACUGAGUGGAAUCCCGCCAUCAUUGCGGACACUCAAGAUCCCACGGAAUUGCUUGUCCAACCUCACCCCUUGGAGCCAUUUGGUUAAUCUCCAAUAUCUCGAUGUUUCAGGAAAUGACAUCGAGACAUUGGAUGGCUUCUCAAGCUUGAUUCACCUCCGAGAGCUGAAGGCGAAUGAUAACCAAAUCCGCAACAUUGAUGGAAUUCUUGACCUCAAUGGCUUGCUGAGUUUGAAAUUAAGCAACAACUCUGUGACAGCGGUGGAUUUCGAAGGGUCUGAACUGACACGCCUGCGUGACCUUGACCUAAGUCACAAUUGCUUAACGUCUGUUCGCAAUGUUGACUGGCUCCCGUCACUUGCUACUCUUGAUCUCAGUGCCAACAAGAUCACUAGCCUUGAAUCUCCAGCAUCCCUCAUUAGUUUGCGCGCCCUUAGGCUGUCAGGAAAUCGUCUCGAAUCUUUGGAUGUCCGACCAUUCUCUUCCGUGAGCCUUCUUUACCUCGAUCAAAACCAUCUUUCAGCCGUGACCGGCUUGGAAAAUUGCCACAAUGUUGAGGUUUUAUCUCUCCGAGAACAGACGCCCAAGGAAAAGAAUCCAAACUUCAUGAUAGAUCUUGAUCUGGGGCUUAUCAAGGAUGUCCGCAAAGUCUUUUUGUCCUCCAACAAACUUUCGUCUGAGGUCCUCACCCCCUCUGCUCCUCUCUUGCGCCUUCAGCUUCUUGAUUUGGCUGCGUGUACAUUGAAGAGCAUCCCAAGUGACUUUGCAUUGAGCUUCCCUAAUCUCAAAGUUCUCAAUCUGAACUUCAACUCUGUCGAUAAUGUGGAACCCCUUGUGGGAAUGAACUGCCUCGCCAGAUUGAUGAUUGUUGGCAAUCGUCUAGCACGUAUGAGACGAGUCUCUCAAAUCCUCAGUCGACUAGGAAGAACCGGAAAAGGGACUGCGUGCUCCUUGCGCAAACUGGAUAUCCGCGGCAAUCCAUUGACUGUUGGCUUCUACCCACCCGCAGUAACCGGAAAUGGCACGAACAUGGAUCGGAAGAAGUUGAAGUCCAACGAACAUGCAAUUGUUCGACAUCAACAAGUCCACCGAGAUCUUUCCGAUGCACUCGCAGAGCUCGGAAAUGAUGACCAGAUAUCCCACCGGGCAACCAUGGGAGACGAGGCAAAGCCUGACACGGACGUUGAAAUCAACGACCCAUUCACAGUCCCGUUGGCAGAUCCCCUUGCCGACGGAAAAUAUCUAAUCCAUCUUGACCAAGCCACACGUCUCCGUCGGAGAGUUCUCGAACUUCUCCUGUACGCCGGCACAAGCGGAUCUCUCCAUACCUUGGAUGGCCUGGAGCUCCGACCCUCGCUGGGCGACCAGGCCUCCGACAUGAACCAAGCAUGGGAUAGACUAGAGCAUCUUGGCGUGCUGAAGAGGAAGGCGAUCAAAAAUUAA
Messenger RNA from Penicillium nucicola, 5466 nucleotides. RefSeq lists its product as uncharacterized. Bases 1 to 5466 code for a protein of 1821 amino acids. Gene Ontology annotation, molecular function: protein binding. The record is from RefSeq and is a predicted model, not a curated record. Lineage: Eukaryota; Fungi; Ascomycota; Eurotiomycetes; Eurotiales; Aspergillaceae. The transcript is spliced from 2 exons.